Molecule: messenger RNA, 405 nt
Organism: Pieris macdunnoughi
Lineage: Eukaryota; Metazoa; Arthropoda; Insecta; Lepidoptera; Pieridae
Source: the annotation of a GenBank genome assembly
AUGCCUCCUAAAAAGCAACCUGAAAAAGGCGGGAAGGGUAACGCGGCAGCUAAAGGUGGAGCAAAAUCCGGCGGGGAUUCAAAAGAAUCUGGCGGGAAAGAAAAAAAAGGUGGCACCGCUGUCAAAGUCCGUCAUAUAUUAUGCGAAAAACAGUCGAAAUGUUUAGAGGCCCUAGAAAAGUUGAAAGCCGGUCAAAAGUUCCCUGAUGUAGCUGCUGCAUAUAGUGAGGAUAAGGCGCGUCAGGGUGGAGAUUUGGGUUGGAUGACGCGCGGUUCUAUGGUGGGACCUUUCCAAGAUGCAGCAUUUGCUUUACCAAUUUCUGCAGUAACAAAUCCGGUGUACACUGACCCUCCUAUUAAAACCAAAUUCGGAUAUCAUAUUAUUAUGGUAGAAGGAAAAAAAUGA